This is a messenger RNA of Anopheles gambiae (African malaria mosquito), 2717 nucleotides long. Its product is annotated as general odorant-binding protein 45. NCBI's taxonomy places the organism in Eukaryota, Metazoa, Arthropoda, Insecta, Diptera, Culicidae. The transcript has a single exon. The record is from RefSeq and is a predicted model, not a curated record. Bases 1487 to 2353 code for a protein of 288 amino acids. Gene Ontology annotation, molecular function: odorant binding. Gene Ontology annotation, biological process: sensory perception of smell.
GCUGCUCGUGGAGUGGAAUGCUUUGAGUUACAACACUGACAAUUCUUGGCCGUCGUCUCAAGCAAGGUAUUUGAAAGUGUCACCAGAAAACAAACAAUCCUUCCAUCAUUUCUGCUGAAGGUAACUUUUGUUUGCUGCGGAGAGCAAUAAAUUGCGACCAACUGAUGGCCAUCUCAAGCAGGGGUCAGGGAGCAAUGAUGGACAGCAAAAAUAAUUGCAUUUAGAAGAGUUUCUGUAGCAAGUGGGCUGUAGAAAAGACUUCAUACAUGAGAAAAACUCUAAAUCUAAAAACUAUUGUUGAUGAGUUUUAAUGUUCUGAUGCAAUUGUGAAACUGAAGCUAACGCAUUCACAUAAAUGAUUUUGUCGUUAUCAAUUCUUAUCUCCAUCGAAACACUAACACCGGUUAAUCCUGCUGGAAUUCAAAAUAAACCAUUCGUUGCCAUUGAGCAAAGGCGUUGAUGAGGAAAAUUCCAUAUCAAUUGCAAAUUAAUUACAACCCAACGGAUGCAACAGUAUAAAAGCAGACAAAAAAAGGCAUUCCAAAAGCCUUGGCACCACGGUAGUGUCCCCAUAUUUGGACAAAAGAGUUGAAGCAUUACGCAUAUUGGCAAAGAAACAUAUGCGGUGGUUAAAAUGGCUGUUUUGGAGGCGGUUGAUUUCAAUUUAUCGCAACUCCGGUGCCCACAAGCAUUGUAUCAUGGUUCAGUACGCUCAACCGCCCGUGAACCGCGAGUGAGUGUCUGUAGGCCGUAGCUGAUACCAACAGGUUCUAGGGAAACAUUUUUUUCCUGGUUCGACUGAGGCUUAUUACAAACCUGUUGCAAAUGAAACGUAAAAUAACCAGACCCUCUGGCUUAACUUGGGUGGUGAAGGUAAACGGGACGAAAUGUGAGCGAUAAGCCUGAUGUAUUGUAGACUGCGGCUUUUAUUACUUGAAAAUUAUGAGUCACCACAUGAGUCAUAAAUGACAAGAAUGAUGUUGAAUGGAAUGUUGACGUUUAUGUGUGGCUUAAAUAUUAUUUAGCUUGGGACAUCAAAUCAUAGUUUUGGUGAAUUAACUCAAAGGAUUUGGUGAGCUCCGUGUGAAAAAACAUAAUGGUCUAAAUGAUAUUUAAACUACCAAGUAAAACAGCUAUCUUUAAAAAACCAAAACAACCAAACUUGGCGUUUCUUUGUUCAGCUUAUCCCAAGAGCUUCGCCCAGCAUGUAACAUUCUUGUCGCUUUGUAUUUUACUUCCGUGACUGUUUCCUCACCCCAAUUAUCAUGCGCAAAAACACUUCCUUCAAUACGGUUGUUAUUUCCGGGGAUAUUCAUUUCUGUGAUGAUAGAUACAUUAACACACCGUUCCCAUGGUGCUUAGAUAAAUCCGUUAUGUUUAUGCCAGAAAUCACGUGCAUAGGUCAACAACAUCUACAGCAAGUGCUUUAAGUUCACCUAUAAAACUAAAACCUUUUAACCCUAGCCGGUCGUAGUUAUUGUCCACCAUGUUCACCACUCGGUUGUUGGUCGGAGCUCUCGUGUCACUUGGCCUAACGGCUUGUUCCUUUGCCUUUACCGAACAUGGUGCGAUCGUUCAGAGCAUUGUGCAAGCACAGCACGAGUGUGUAACCUACCUGAACCUCCCAAAGCAUCGCUUAUAUCAGUACCUCAUGUACAACUAUUCGAACGAUGCCAAAACCAAGCAAAUGCUUCGCUGCGUCGGAUUGAUUCUGCAAUGGUGGAAGUCGGACGGAACGCUAAACGAGCACGUGUUAGCACAGUACUUCAUGCCGGACACCAGUGACUCAGACUACUAUAAUCGAACGUACCGUUGCAUUGAGCGCAAAGCACCGGUAGAAGACGACCUGUGCAGCAGAGCGUUCGAGACGUUCCAGUGUUACCUGCAGCAGUACGGCGAACUGCUCAACUGUCCCAAGGUGGUACCGCUCAGCGACGAGCGACUCACCGAAACCAUGCACUUCUGUCUCGAUGUGCUGGACAUUCCGUUCUCGGACUUUGAGCAGUGGACUUCAUCCAGCGAGCUGUUCCUGCACACCGAACCAGCUCGUUGCCUGUUACGAUGCUUCACCAUCCGGGCAGGACUUUAUUCGGACCAGCACGGACCAUUUGCGGAUCGGUUUAAGCUACAGUUCGGUGCACCCAAACCGGACGUAUUCGACAACGAGCUCGAGGGAGACUACUGUGUCGCACGAUUGCGCCGGGAAGGACAUGACGCAUGCUCGCUGGCGGCUCGAUCUCUUUACGAGUGUUACUACUUUACCGACACCCUGCUGCCUACUUUCGAGCGAAUAUUGCCCCUACUACGACUCGUGCUACACCAACCAGAAGUGGAGACAGCUGAAAUGGAGUAAAAUCAUUGCUAAGCUAACAACAUAUAAAACAGUGAAAAGCGUUGCCUGUAAACGUCGCGCAGUGUAAACGUAGUAAAUAAAUUUUUUAAAACGAAAAAAUAAUUUUCUCUGUCGCAAACAUAUCACUAUAAAACCUUGGUCCGUGAGAUACUGCCAGCGGCAUCCAUGGUAUAAAACGGAUAUGAUGAUAGAUUUCGCUAUUUCAACUCGCCAGGGCGAAGGAAUGUUGGCGAUGGGGAAAUUUAUUGCCGAUUUCCGACUAGUCUUGGGAGGAAUAUUGCCCAAGAGAAGGGAUCAUCUUUGAUAGCGACGUUCUUUUUAGUAACCGACCAUCCCUUCGAGUCUGCGCGACUAUGUGACCGUG